AUGGCGGAAUAUGACUUGACCAAAUGUAUGGCUCCAUUUUUUGAUCUGCAUUUGAUCAUCCCUUUAUUGGAAUUCAUCGAACCUCGCAAGAUUUACGAUGAUGCUUCCCUUGUUGAAAUGCAUCGCCGCGUUCUGAUGAAGACAAAUAUGAUUGACAGUUUAACAGAGACUUAUCAAGGGCAGCCGAUUCCAAAGGAACUUGAGACUAAAAGAGCCGAAGUUCUCAAAGAGCGGGAUAUCUUGAAAGCCAGGGUUGACCCUGUUAUUGAAAUUCUCGAAUUGGAUGAUGUGAAGGAACUUAUGGAAAGCACAAGAGAUCGAGACGGAAAUAACAAAAUACUCGACUUUCUGCAACAAAAUCACAACUUCCAACUUGAUAUGAUCGAUGCUUUGUUCAAAUACGCAAAAUUCAUGUACGAAUGUGGCAACUACACAGCUGCUUCGGUUUGUCUUUACUACUAUCGUAAUCUUGUUCCACAAGCUGAUCCGAAUUAUCUAAAUGCCCUAUAUGGAAAGUUAGCCAGCGAGAUUCUGCUCCAGGAGUGGGACCAUGCUCGAGAUGAUCUGGUCAAGCUUCGUGCUUACAUCGACUCUAAUCCUUUUGACACUGAGUGGGAACUGAUCCACCAAAGGGCAUGGCUCAUGCAUUGGGCCCUUUUUGUCUACUUCAAUUAUCCAAAAGGACGUGAUGAUAUUAUUGAAAUGUUCCUCAACCAGCAAACCUAUCUCAACACAAUCCAGGUUAUGUGUCCGCAUCUUCUUCGCUAUUUGGCGGUGGCAGUCGUCACCAGUAAAAAUAAACAGAAAAAUAGCUUGAAAGACCUCAUCAAAGUCAUUGAUAUCGAGCGCCACAACUAUCAAGAUCCUGUGACAGAUUUUCUGACAUGUCUUUACAUCAAAUACGAUUUUGAUGAGGCACAAGAAAAGCUGCGGCAGUGUGAAGAGGUGUUGUCAAACGACUUCUUCCUUACUGCAUGUUUGUCCGACUUCCGUGAAUCAGCUCGACUUCUUAUCUUCGAGAUGUUCUGUCGCAUUCAUCAAUGUAUUAGCAUAGAAAUGCUUGCAAGAAGGCUCAAUAUGUCUCAGGUAGAAGCAGAACGAUGGAUUGUGGAUCUCAUUCGAAAUUACCGAAUCGAGGGAGCCAAAAUUGACAGUAAACUUGGCCAGGUCGUAAUGGGAGUUAAAGCCGUCAGUAUUCAUGAGCAGGUGAUGGAGAAUACCAAACGAUUGACUUUACGAGCACAACAAAUUGCUUUACAACUGGAAAAAGCGCGAACUGAGCGAAAGACAACUGUGUAG
Messenger RNA from Haemonchus placei, 1299 nucleotides. NCBI's taxonomy places the organism in Eukaryota, Metazoa, Nematoda, Chromadorea, Rhabditida, Trichostrongylidae. The record is from the annotation of a GenBank genome assembly.